GCGAUGGCAUUGUAGUGCGUUUUUGCGCCGUUAGCGAGAGCCACGCACAUUCGCGGCAAAGCGGUCUCUGCGGUCUUGCGAGACGUGAGAAAGCACUUAUAUUUCCAGGACCAGGUGUUCAAGGAGCAUCGCUAAUCGCGUAAGAAACAUGGCACUUACACUCAUCAACGAGAACUUAGUCCUCAGUGAACAACAGUUCGCGUGGGUGUCUGCAGCACGAGAGGCGCUAGGGUACCACCACUACUAUACGGGAGACGGCAUCACCGAAAACCCUUAUGCAUUCAACCUCAGCUCCAGCAUUCAAGGGGGAGCUAUCGUCAUCACCGUCGUCCUAAGUGUGCCUGACAAUAACAAAAAGUUCGACUUCUCCUUGGAGCACAUUUUUGAAGUCGACGGGAUUCACUACAAAUCAUCGGUGGACUCCUCGAACAAGAUGAAAGUGGACGCAAAUACCAGUGCUACGGGUGUGCACGGAACCACCUUAACCGGGAACGACGUAGCGAUCUUGCCUGGCACUCAUGUCUUUCGUGUACUGAUGGAGCGAAGAGCAUAUUUACGCUUCUACUGGGACGACAAGGAAUUUUUGAAAGAUCCUAUCCGGAGAUUCAGCUCCUUGCGGAGGCUAAUCAUCCAUGCCGAUGCGCUGACCGUCUACGAGGCGCAUUUUACAGAAUCGAAUGGAAGGCGUGCAUACGUCUUCAGCGGAAACGGAUUGGAAGUGCCACUCAUGCCAGUGCUGUACGCGGGCUCUUAUGUCAGCUUCAGCGGAACAGCACUCGAUAAUAAGCGGUCUUGGGUGCAGAUUCGUGUCCUUCUGAGCCAGGACGACCCGAAUGAGACCUUUUUCAUUCGCAAGGACGCGACACUAAGCCCAGCGGAAAUCAAGGUAGUGGUAAAUGUGUACGAGAGCCACUACGCAGUCUGGACCGAUGAAGGUUUCCAAGCUGUUUAUGCCACGAAGAUAAGGGAGCCACGUUCCUUCUCUAUAUACGAAUUUGUGUUGAGCAGCGCUCUCUUGUGCGUGCCGUCAAGUUAGGAAUGCUGAAGCCAUCUUAUGCCGCACACACCCACUCGCCGGUGUGCAGUUUCCACAGAUAUUCUAUUCACAUGAGCAUAUUUUCGCUGCAAUAAAGCUACUUCAGGUACAAAUUGA
Messenger RNA from Dermacentor andersoni, 1153 nucleotides. RefSeq lists its product as uncharacterized. Lineage: Eukaryota; Metazoa; Arthropoda; Arachnida; Ixodida; Ixodidae. The record is from RefSeq and is a predicted model, not a curated record.